Daucus carota subsp. sativus is the source of this 1951-nucleotide messenger RNA. Its product is annotated as DNA polymerase delta catalytic subunit. Bases 94 to 1743 code for a protein of 549 amino acids. NCBI's taxonomy places the organism in Eukaryota, Viridiplantae, Streptophyta, Magnoliopsida, Apiales, Apiaceae. The transcript is spliced from 15 exons. Gene Ontology annotation, biological process: nucleotide-excision repair, DNA gap filling; base-excision repair, gap-filling; DNA-templated DNA replication. Gene Ontology annotation, cellular component: delta DNA polymerase complex. The record is from RefSeq and is a predicted model, not a curated record. Gene Ontology annotation, molecular function: nucleic acid binding; nucleotide binding; 3'-5'-DNA exonuclease activity.
CCAAAAUUACCCCUACUGCAAAUAGGCGGGAAUAUAAAUCAUCUCCUUUCUACUCAACUCUUCCAAGUCCUCAACUUUCCAUUUCACUCAGACAUGAACAACGCCCAAUCUUACAAGCGCCCUGCCUCGCCACCGCAGAAGCAUCACACCACGGCGGCGAUCGACCAAACUUCACUUUACGAAGCAGCAGCAGCAGCAGCAGAAGCGGUGGCUUCACCUUUCGCAAAGUGGAGACGCCCCGCGCUGUCACAAGAAUAUUUGUCACACUCUACAAAUCUCUUAUUCCAGGAGCUGGAAGUUGAUUACGUGAUCGGUGAAAGUCAUGAGGAGUUGGUGCCUGAUUCUCGCGGUCCAGCUGCUAUUAUUCGAAUCUUUGGAGUCACCAAAGAAGGUCAUAGUGUUUGUUGCAAUGUGCAUGGAUUUGAACCUUAUUUCUAUGUAAGUUGCCCUCCGGGGAUGGAGCCUGAUGGCAUCUCUCGUUUUCAUAAGAUUCUUGAGGGUAAGAUGAGAGAAGCCAACAAAAACGCUCAUGUCCCCAAAUUUGUUCGCCGUGUGGAAAUGGUUCUGGAUAAGAGCAUUAUCAAUCGUCAAGAGCUGGGGCCUCAGCCUUUUCUCAAAAUCGUUGUUGCCUUGCCAACUAUGGUUGCUGGUUGUUGUGGUAUGCUUGACAAAGGCAUACAAGUUGAGGGUCUUGAUAUGAAGAGCUUUGUGACAUAUGAGGGUAGUAUAUGCUUUGCUAUGAGGUUCAUGUUUGACUGCAACAUUGUUGGGGGGAACUGGAUUGAAGUUCUGGCUGGAAGAUAUAAGAAGACAUUGAAAAAUAUAUCUUAUUGCCAGUUGGAGUUUGAUUGCCACUUUUCAGAUUUGGUAACUCAUGUUCCAGAAGGGGAAUUUACCAAGAUGGCUCCAUUUCGUAUAUUGAGUUUUGACAUUGAGUGUCCUGUUCGUGGAACUCAGUUCCCUCAAGCUACUCAUGAUCCUGUAAUUCAGGUGGCCAAUAUACUUACUCUGCAGGGAGAAGCUCAGCCAUUAAUUCGGAAUGUAAUGACACUAAAAUCGUGCUCACCAAUAGUUGGCGUAGAUGUGAUGUCUUUUGACACCGAAAAAGAAGUUUUGCUAGCUUGGAGGGAUCUCAUACGUGAAGUGGAUCCAGAUAUAAUUACUGGAUUUAACAUCUGCAGAUUUGAUUUGCCGUAUCUCAUUGAGAGGGCUGAAGUUCUGGGAAUAGCAGACUUUCCGGUAUUGGGCCGCGUUAGAAAUAGCAGGGCCCGUCUCGGCAAUGCAACCUUUUUGUCAAGACGGUUUGGAACAAUGGAAUGUAGAGAAAUUACAGUGGAAGGGAGGGUUCAGAUUGAUUUAUUUCAGGCUAUACAUAGGGAUUAUUUGUUGAAGUCGUACAAAUUGAAUGAUAUUGCUGCUCACUUUCUUGGGGAUAAGAAAGAGGAUGUCCACUUUUCACGUAUUUCACAUCUUCAGAAUGGUAGUGCAGAGACGAGGAGACAAUUGGCUGUAUAUUGCUUGAAGGAUGCUUCUCUGCCUCAGCAACUCUUGGACCACUUGAUGUAUGUUUCCAAACAUGCGGAAAUGGCUAGGGUAACAGGUGUCCCUAUCUCGUAUCUUCUUUCUAAAGGGCAGAGCACCAAGGAUACUCCUCAACUUCUUAGCAAAGCAAAGAAACUGAAUCAAGUUAUUCCAACUGCAGAACUGCCAAGACAAGGAACAUCUGGCAGAGCAAAUGCUUGAUGGAAAGUUUGACAAGGAAAUGAAGACUUGUCAAUUUACUUUUGGAGAUGCAUCUGAAACUUGGUUUCUUAUUGUUUUUGGAAGAUGUAUUUCAAAUUUGGUUCUGUUAUUGUUUUUAUUAUUAGACAACUAUUACAAUUGAAUGCUGUUCUGGCUUGUUAUUUGCGAUCCUUUCAUUCCCAGCACAGUGUCUUUUCCAUACAGCAUC